Molecule: messenger RNA, 1926 nt
Organism: Anopheles marshallii
Lineage: Eukaryota; Metazoa; Arthropoda; Insecta; Diptera; Culicidae
Product: cholinesterase
Exons: 2
Coding region: 1-1926 (641 amino acids)
Biological process (GO): modulation of chemical synaptic transmission; presynaptic membrane assembly; postsynaptic membrane assembly
Cellular component (GO): synapse; cell surface; postsynaptic membrane
Molecular function (GO): neurexin family protein binding; signaling receptor activity
Source: RefSeq, a predicted model, not a curated record
AUGGUUACAGUGUCGACGUUUCCGAGCCGAACCUUCACCCGGGUGGCCCUGCUGCUGAGUCUGCUGUGCCGUGAGGGACUGGGCCGGGAUCCACCUACCGUGGCCAUCCCCGACCAGGGCACGGUGAUGGGCAUGUACAUGAAGAUGUUCCGGACGCAGCGGGUCGUUGCGUACCUGGGCAUCCCGUACGCUCAGGCACCGGUCAACGAGAAGCGCUUCACGCCGCCGGUAGUGGACAAUCUGCCCAGCUGGGAAGGGGUGAAAAAUGCCACCAGUAUGGCACCUCACUGUUGGCACAUGCCGCGCGACACCCAUCGGCGGCACAACCAGCUGUUUAUGGAGCUGAUCCGUUCCGGCGACGACGGCGGUGGUGAUGGCGGUGGUGGCGAGAAACAGUACGAUGAGGACUGCUUGUUCCUGAACAUCUACAUACCGGAUUCAACCAUGCCAACGGACGGUUACUCGGUGCUGGUAACCUUUCCCACGGGUGACUUUGAUGGUGACACACCCUUCACGUUAAAUCCCUUCCAGAUGGUGUUCAAGCAGAAGAUCAUCGUUGUGACGGUGGCCUACCGGUUGGGCAUCUUCGGGUUCUUCACCAGCAUGGACGGGGAGGCACCGGGAAAUUUCGGUCUGAUGGACCAGUCGGCCGCGCUACUCUGGAUCAAGCGCAACAUCCGGCUGUUCAAUGGGAAUGAAGGUUCGGUCACGAUCAUGGGCCACGGGACAGGCGCCGUUUGCGUGGGGUUGCACCUCAUGUCCGGCGACUGGACGGACGACAUGUUCCACAAGGCUAUCCUGAUGUCCGGCAGUCUGCUGCUCGACUCGAGCGUUCGCAGCGCCAAGCAAUAUGCAUCUUCUUUGGACGAGCUGGCGACCGCCUUCGGGUGCUUCCGUCGGCCGACCACAAAGCUGAUGGAUUGUUUGCGCCGAGUCGAUGCGCAGAUCCUUGCCGAGAACUCACCUCCAAUCGACUGGGGCCCGGUCAUUGACCGGGGGCUGAGCAACACGACCACACCCUUCAUCUCGGACCACCCGAACAUGCUGGUACACCAGGGCAAACUGCGCCGGGUGCCACUAUUGAUAGGUCACACCGACAUGGAGGAAGUCCUGGAACUGACGAUGGGUGACAUGAUCGAGCACGGGCUGGGCUCGGAAAUGUUCGAAACACUUCUGGGUGACGUCGUCAUGGGUGAUCUCGCCGAAAUGGACUUCAACGAAACGCUGUGCGGUGGCAACAUGGACAUCGUGAUGGAAGCUGUUCAGUAUCAGUACAAACCAUACCCUCCGACUACCGAUCCUGUCACGCUUCGCCGGAAAUACAUCGAGUUUGCGACCGAGCGCAAAUACGUCGCACCGACGAUCGAGCUGGCGAUGCACAUGAGUCAACAGGCGGAUACGUUCGUGUAUCGCUUCGACAUCAAACCACGGACGGCGGCCGCCCUGAAGGAUGUGCCCGAGUGGGUAGGCGUGCCGCACAACUUCGAGCUGAUCUUCCUGUGGGGACUGCCGUACUGGUUAGCGCUCGCCGACCAAAUGCAGUGGGACAGUGCGGACAAGAGGGUAGCCGACAUCGUGAUGACACUGUGGGCGAACUUUGCCAAGUUCACUAAUCCGACCCAGGUUGGAGUGUACAUUCGUUGGGAAAAGUUCACCGUCACCGAGCCGGGCGUGCUGAUCAUCGAUCGUUCGUUCAACAUGAGCGACCACACCACCAUGAGCUUUGAUGCGGUGAAGUUCUGGAAUCACUACUAUCCGAGCGUCAUCGACUUUGCCGCCCAGUGCUGUAACGCGACGUACAACGGGGGUAAUCGGGCUGCUCCACUGAGCGCCGGUAGCCUGCUGGGCAGCUGGGUGCUGGUCACCAUUAUCCUGUUACAAUCAUUCGUUCACCUGCACGCAACACACUUUGCCUCGCCAACGUAG